Papaver somniferum (opium poppy) is the source of this 1164-nucleotide messenger RNA. RefSeq lists its product as uncharacterized. The record is from RefSeq and is a predicted model, not a curated record. Lineage: Eukaryota; Viridiplantae; Streptophyta; Magnoliopsida; Ranunculales; Papaveraceae. The coding region runs from base 1 to 1164 and encodes 387 amino acids. The transcript has a single exon.
AUGUGUUCUUCCACUUGGUCAGCUAUGCUCAAAUGCAAGGAGAAGAUGAUGAAAGGUUGUUGUUGGGCUGUUGGUAAUGGUGAACAAGUUGACAUAUGGAAUGACCCAUGGAUCCCCAACCUUCAAAGUAAGUCACCUGAAUUCACAAGUAAUUCUAAUACUCUUUUUCGAAAGGUAAUGCAUGACAAUCCUAGAAGAUGGAAUGGGGAGAAACUAGCUCAACUAUUCAACCCAACUGAGAUGACUAAUAUUAAGAGCAUAUAUAUCCAAAAUAAUGAAGAAAACAACAUUGAUACGCUCCUUUGGACUGAUCACCCAAAUGGAGUCUUUUCUUCGAAAUCUUUUCUUAAAUACCUUCAAGUUAGUAGGCCUUCCAUGUCAACUGGUGCAGAUAAUAACCUCCCUUGGAAGAAGUUCUGGAGGAUAAAAACCAUUCCUCCAAGAGUUCAAAUGUUCAUUUGGAGACUUGUUAGGAAUAGAUUACUCGCGCUCAUCAAUAUGGAUAAAAUUCUUCAUAAUAUCAAUGUUGACUGCAGAUUUUGCAAUCAAGAUGUGGAUUCAGUUGACCAUCUCUUUAUUCAAUUUCCUUUCUCUCAAGUUGUCUUACUUACUUCCCCACUGUUAUGGAGAGUAGAAGCUGGGGGAAUUACUAUUAUCAAAGAGGUUAUUGCUGAAUGGGUUCUGGAAAAGGACCAUGACAAGUUCAAAAUGGGAGCUUGUAUUUUUUGGGCUAUUUGGAAGAGUAGAAAUCAAGCAAUUUUCAACAAGCUCAAACCUAACAUUCAUAGUAUCAUUAGUGAAACUUCUUAUCGGUUUGUGCAAGAUCAGAAUCCUGGUGACAUGCUGAACACCCCCAUUGAAUCUGAUAUGUUGAAUUGUACUAGCUUCUGUUGGUUACCUCUUAAUGGGAGUAUAAUUAAAAUAAAUUUUGAUGGUGCUGCUGGACCUAGGCGGUUUGCUUGUGUUGCUGUGAUAAGAGACUAUAGCUCUAGCUUUCAGGGUGGUCAAGCGAAGGUUUUGGGGUUCAUCUCCCCUCUUAAAGCUGAAACUAAUGGUGCUCUCCUUGGUGUGGAGCUUGCUCUGCCUAGAAGGUUCAAUCAGCUUGAGGGAGAUGCUUUAGUUACCAUAAAUAUGCUGAAGUUCAGUAGAUUUGAAUUCCAAUGA